GCAGCACCCGCCGCCCGACCCUCCCACCCCCAAAGCCUUGGGCAGCUGCCCGAGGCCACGAGCGCCACAGCCACUCCCCCCUCGCGCCGCACCCUCCCCAAACCCUAACCAACACCAGGUGAACCGUCGACCGCCGACCGGCGACAGCCAUGAGUAAGCUGCAGACCGACGCCCUCAAGGAGGCCAUCACCCAGGUGGUGGCGGACGCCAAGGAGAAGAACAGGAAGUCCACCGAGACCGUUGAGCUCCAGAUCGGCCUCAAGAACUAUGAUCCGCAAAAGGACAAGCGUUUCAGCGGCUCUGUCAAGCUGCCCCAUGUCCCUCGCCCCAAGAUGAGGGUCUGCAUGCUCGGUGACGCCCAGCAUGUGGGAGAGGCUGAAAAGAUUGGUCUUGAUUCCAUGGAUGUUGAAGCUCUUAAGAAGAUGAACAAGAACAAGAAGCUUGUCAAGAGGCUUGCCAAGAAGUACCAUGCUUUCUUGGCCUCAGAGGCUAUCAUCAAGCAGAUUCCACGUCUCCUUGGUCCUGGUCUCAACAAGGCAGGCAAGUUCCCGACUCUGGUUUCUCACCAGGAGUCUCUGGAAGCCAAGGUGAACGAGACGAAAGCCACAAUCAAGUUCCAGCUCAAGAAGGUGUUGUGCAUGGGCGUCGCGGUGGGCAACCUGUCGAUGGAGGAGAAGCAGAUCCAGCAGAACAUCCAGAUGAGCGUCAACUUCCUGGUUUCCCUGCUCAAGAAGAACUGGCAGAACGUGAGGUGCCUGUACAUCAAGAGCACCAUGGGGAAGCCGGUCCGUGUGUUCUAAGCCUGUACCCCUACCGUCCGUCUAUAUCGAUGCUACCUAGAAUACUGGACUUCCUUACUAUGUUUACACAUAAAUAUGUUGGUGUCGUGUCGUGGUUUUUUAUCGAAUUUUGCGUGUGCCCUGGUGAAGAUGACAGAACGACCACUACUGUUUCUCUUGAGUUGUGAUUCUGCUGGAGUGAUGUGCUCAUCGAAAUCAUGCCAGAACCUGUUAUAUAUAUGUGGAUGCAUGUUUUGUACC
Triticum urartu is the source of this 1040-nucleotide messenger RNA. Its product is annotated as large ribosomal subunit protein uL1. Gene Ontology annotation, cellular component: large ribosomal subunit. The record is from RefSeq and is a predicted model, not a curated record. Gene Ontology annotation, molecular function: structural constituent of ribosome; RNA binding. NCBI's taxonomy places the organism in Eukaryota, Viridiplantae, Streptophyta, Magnoliopsida, Poales, Poaceae. Gene Ontology annotation, biological process: translation.